AUGAAGCAUAACGCGGACAACAAACGCAGGGAAAUCGAAUAUCAAAUCGGUGAUUGGGUGCUUGUGAAACUCAGACCUUUCCGGCAGAAGUCUGUUAAAGGGGUGCAAACAGUGGCUGGCAAAUUGGCCAAACGCUUUUAUGGGCCUUUUCAGGUGUUGACUCGUGUUGGGCCUGCAGCAUAUCGUCUCCAAUUGCCUGAAGGUGCCCGAAUACACCCAGUAUUCCAUUGCUCCUUGUUAAAACCAUUCAAGGGGAUCCCAGAACAAGCUGAUAUCGCCUCCUUUCCGGACCAGUUCAUCAAUGAUCAACCCGUACACCCCCCCUUAGCCAUAUUGGACUAUCGACGUUCUUCACUAGAACCUCGUGCCCUUUGGGAAGUUUUGGUUCAAUGGCGCGGAUUGUCACCCGAUGAAGCAACUUGGGAGGAUUGGAAUCAAUUGAAGCAGGACCAUCACCUUGAGGACAAGGUGAUUCUUCAAGGGCCACAGGAAGAUGAUAGCAAACCAAAGAUAGGAAACGCGGAAACAGAACAAGAGGGUCAAAUAGCAAAAAGAGGGGUGCAAGGAGAAAAGACCAAGAGAAGGAUUUGCAGACCCACGUACCUCAAAAAUUAUAUCUGA
Messenger RNA from Glycine soja, 621 nucleotides. RefSeq lists its product as uncharacterized. NCBI's taxonomy places the organism in Eukaryota, Viridiplantae, Streptophyta, Magnoliopsida, Fabales, Fabaceae. The record is from RefSeq and is a predicted model, not a curated record. The coding region runs from base 1 to 621 and encodes 206 amino acids. The transcript has a single exon.